AUGGGCAACAGCUUGACGAACCAAUUGAAGGGCACCUUUUACUCCAUAGACAUUGAAGUAGGCACCCCAGGCCAGCUGGUUAGCGUUUUGUUUGACACCGAUUCUUCUGAGCUGUGGGUUAACCCUGAUUGCAACAAGGCCAGCAAUCCGAGUCUGUGUCAGCAGCUGGGUUACUUCGACAGCGCCAAAAGUAGUACGUUUAACGAUACUGGUAUUAAGCAUGUUAUCAGCUACGGAAGUGGAUAUGUGAACAUGACUUAUGCUUAUGAAGCCGUGAAAAUUGGCUCUGCUAAGCUCAGAAAUCAGCUCUUCGGGGUUGCCUUCGACAGUGAACCCGAAAACUAUGGUAUCUUUGGCGCUGGGACGGACCUUAGGGGCUGGGAUGACCCGUAUCCCACUGUCAUUAAUACACUUGCUCAGCAGGGCUUCACAAACAGUCGAGUGUAUAGUCUUGACUUGCGAUCUAUCGAAAGCCAGCGCGGUUCAGUUAUCUUCGAGGGUAUUGAUACUGGCAAAUUCUCUGGGCGCCUCGAGAAACGGCCCAUCAUUCCCGCUGAACAGUCCCCAGACAGUGCAACCCGCUUUUGGAUCUACCUCGACGGCAUUACUGUCAGUACUGAGAACGGGACUGAAGUGAGAGCUUUUGACAAAGUUGAUGGCCAGGCAGUUCUUCUCGAUAGCGGAGCCACUCUCAGUUCCCUCCCUGGUCCCAUAGUCAAUGAGCUGCUCAAGGGGUUUCCGUCUGCCCAAGCGAGAGGUCCACUUUACCAGGUUGGUUGCCCUGUCCCUGGCUCUAAUGGUACUGUCAACUUCAAAUUCGGAAAUGCCGUCAUUAAAGUGUCAUUGGAAGAUUUCACAUUGCAAGUGGAUGAGAGUUCCUGUGCUUUGGGCGUUCAACAGAAUGACGAAAUGCCUGUUUUAGGAGAUACCUUUCUCCGAGCUGCCUACGUUGUCUAUGACUGGGACAACAGGAAUAUUCACCUUGCCAAUAGUGCAGAUUGUGGCUCUCACCUGGUGGCAAUUGGCAAGGGACCUGAUGCUGUCCCGCUUCUCACUGGUGACUGUCGAGAGACUGCAACCACUUCUACUUUUAUCGCUACGUCAACAUCCAGCGUCGGUUACAUAAACAGCACUAGACUAUCCAGCAGCUCUAAUACUGCUACUCCUGUACUGUCAAAUUUUACCUGCUUCUCAAAUGUAGCCGGCUGUGUCGUCGGUUCCAUCCGUACCGAAACGGUCACAUCGUUGACAACUUACUGUCCAGCUACAGUAGCAUCCAACGUACCUCUUACCACACCAAACUUUAACUCGGAUAGCAUAUCAGUUACAAUUAACAACUAUCCCGAGACUCGUCCGUCCGAGACACAAAUUUCCCCCACAAUCGCCGCUAAUAGUGGUUAA
Messenger RNA from Trichoderma harzianum CBS 226.95, 1401 nucleotides. RefSeq lists its product as hypothetical. Gene Ontology annotation, biological process: proteolysis. Gene Ontology annotation, molecular function: aspartic-type endopeptidase activity. The transcript has 2 exons. The record is from RefSeq and is a predicted model, not a curated record. Lineage: Eukaryota; Fungi; Ascomycota; Sordariomycetes; Hypocreales; Hypocreaceae. The coding region runs from base 1 to 1401 and encodes 466 amino acids.